AGACAUUUACAGCCAAAAGCAGAGGAGUCUGACUGGAUAGAGAGAGAUCUACAGGGGAGAAGACAGGAGGUUUAAACCUGUCAUCAUUACCAUCACUACCAUCACCUCAACCAACCGACCGACCAUUCUAUCAAUUUGUUUAAUCCUGAGACGAUUCUAGUGACAACGGGCCAACGCGGAGCAAAACUAGGAAGACGGACAACGACCCUCACUAACUUCUGCAAUCAUGAUGUCAAUGAACAGCAAACAACCUUUCAGUAUGCACCCCAUACUGCACGAGCCCAAAUACACGCCUCUGCAAUCAACCUCAGAGGCCAUCCGGAGGGCAUGCAUGCCCACUCACUCGCUGCAGAGCAACAUCUUCGCCGGCUUCGAUGAGACUUUACUGCAGAGGGCGGAAGCGCUGGCAGCGGUGGAUAUCGCAAAAAGCCACCCUUAUAAACCAGACGCGACCUACCACACCAUGACCACGAUGACCAGCAUGGCCUGCACCCCCACCUCAUCCUCGGCCCACCUCCACCACCCGUCCGUGCUCACCUCGCACCACCACCACCAUCACCCCCAUCACCAGGGCUCUCAGGGUCUGGAUGGCGACCUGCUGGACCACCUGACCCCCGGCAUGUCUGUCUCCCUGGGAGGGAUGCCCGGCUCCGACGUCUGCUCCACUGCCUCCCAUCCACACGCUCACAUGUCCGCCAUAAAUCACAUGCAGCAGCACCACCACCACCAACAGGCAAUGAACAUGCACCCCCACAGCAUGGGCUCGCACACCUCGCUGGGCGGCGGCGUGGACUCAGAGCCAGACCCCCGGGAGCUGGAGUCGUUUGCAGAGCGGUUCAAGCAGAGGCGGAUCAAGCUGGGGGUGACGCAGGCGGACGUGGGCUCGGCCCUGGCGAACCUUAAAAUCCCCGGGGUCGGUUGCCUCAGUCAGAGCACGAUUUGCAGGUUCGAAUCCCUCACCUUGUCUCAUAACAACAUGGUGGCCCUGAAACCCAUCCUGGAAGCGUGGCUGGAGGAGGCGGAGAGGGCGCAGCGGGAGAAAAUGACCAAGCCAGAGAUUUUCAACGGAGGAGACAAGAAGAGAAAACGUACCUCCAUCGCUGCUCCGGAGAAGCGCUCCUUGGAGGCAUAUUUCGCCGUGCAGCCGAGGCCCUCGUCUGAGAAGAUUGCAGCAAUAGCCGAGAAACUGGACCUGAAAAAGAACGUGGUCAGGGUGUGGUUUUGCAAUCAGAGGCAAAAGCAGAAAAGGAUGAAGUUUUCUGCGACACACUAGGAAAAUACAGAGCAAAACUUUCCUCGAAUAGACAAAUCCGAAGCAAAUAGGCAAACGGCUACGAUCCAUCGAGGCUAGCAGACAAGAUGGGUUUCGUUCCUUUGAAUUGGGAUAAAGACUUGACAACCAACAUCCAGCGGGGCAAAACGUAUACCUGUUGAAAUUGAAAACUGAACGUCGAUGAAUACAAUACAGUGAAAUAGGAGAUCGACAUCAUUAUACUCCAUGGAGGCGGAAAAGAGAAAAUACCACCUCUUAAGUCAUGGCAAUUAUUGUACAAAAAUGGAAAUCGAAUAAUAAUUGUUAUUAUUCUCUUGAGUCAGAAUAACUAUUUUAUAUUUAUCAUUGUACAUAUUUGUGAAUAGGCUACAUUUCACCUGUGUGUGAAGAGCGCAUCGAUUUCGUUCUUUUUUCAAAAACCGAAUUGUUGUUUGCAGAAGAUAACUGAUGUUUAGGGCGUAAUGUUGUCAUCAACAUGUAUGUGUCUCAGAGAUGGUUGGCUCUCCGUAACACGGGGGUAUAGUUGCAAUCAUUCAUUGCAUGGUUUACUUGUAGGGCGUUAGCUGUGAGUUAAUAGUUCUAAAAGCCCAUCUGAAUGCAUUGCAAUAAGAGAGCAUACACACGGGCAAUCGCACGUACACGCGGACAUACCCAGUAUAGUCUACUAUCUGUCUACCUCAUUACGCUAGUUUUGGCACAUUCAUGGUCAUUUUGGACUGUAGGAGUAUAAAACACAAAAAACUCAUCGUUUCUUCGUUUUUUUGUUUUAUCCACGAAGUUAUGGUUGAAUUAGAUGACUCACAGAAAGAAAACAUGGUGUAUGUCUGUACUAAUUUCACUGCAAUGAUGCUUUGACAAUCAAAUUAUUUGAAUAAUUACUUUGUAAAACGUCCAUUUUAUGUCCUCACAUGAAAACGAAAAUAUUUUUGUUCUUUUAAAAAUUAUUAUUAUUAAUAAUAAUAAUAAUAAUGUUGGCAAAUUAAUGGAAAUAUUGGUUAUAUUGUAUUCCCAGAGUUCAGUGCACUUUGUAGAUAUUCUAAACAUGAGGAAUUGUUGAAUUAUAUUUUUUACCGUUUUACUUAGUUUGGUUUAUUAUUAUUUACCUAUUUAUUUAUUUUAACUUAACUUAUUUUAUUUAAAAUACAACGUAUAUUUCAUUUGUGAAGGUGUGCUUAAAUGUGUCUGUGUAAGCGACAGAAACUAAAAUAAACCAUGCA
Messenger RNA from Oncorhynchus keta (chum salmon), 2490 nucleotides. RefSeq names its product brain-specific homeobox/POU domain protein 3-like. Gene Ontology annotation, molecular function: RNA polymerase II cis-regulatory region sequence-specific DNA binding; DNA-binding transcription factor activity, RNA polymerase II-specific. Gene Ontology annotation, biological process: regulation of transcription by RNA polymerase II. Lineage: Eukaryota; Metazoa; Chordata; Actinopteri; Salmoniformes; Salmonidae. Bases 227 to 1273 code for a protein of 348 amino acids. The record is from RefSeq and is a predicted model, not a curated record. The transcript has 2 exons.